ACCUGAAUCAACGUAGGAUGCGGAACUGAGUUCGCUUUCGUAGCCAUUGUGGAAGGGAAGAGAAGAGGAUGCUAUCAGCAUUCUCGAAGACCACUCAAAGGCACUGAUAAGAGUGGGGCGUUCUGGCUAUCUGUUCUCAUAAGAAGCUAUGAUUUUCCACGGGAGAAAGAUGGACACUGGACAGGGUCAUGAGAUCAUAGACACUUCAGAGCCCUCAUAGCCACAGACUUGAUAGCCGAAUCUAACCGACCGUCCGAGCUACUUGUGGCUACAUAUGACAUGUGGCUGCAAGGGCAUGUUUGGCCAGCUUGUCUAGCCAAAAGCUGGCGGCGCCUGGUAUGACAGCACGCGUUUCUUCCAAUCCAGUCGAACGAAGGACGUUUGUGAGCAAACUAUUUCCGUUCGAUGGGAACCGCAUCGCUCUGAGCAUGAGCGUGCACUGCAUCCAUGGUGAAGAACAGCAUACUAUCUGUUGUCGCUGUUGAGCGUGCGAGCGCCGUGCACCACGGGGAGAGCCAUCUCGGCUUAGUGCGACUUGGAGAAGAGCUGCGAGAAAACGGACGAUCAAAUCACAUCACAUGCGACCAAGUACUACGAACACAUCCGAGUUUACUCUCUCCCUUCCGAAACUAUGUGUCUGGCUGGAUCUUCACGGCUUUUCAUCUGCUUUCAUCGAUAUUCUACGGCGACCAAUGGACACAUGUGCGUCUUCUGGGACCGACAUUAUCUAACAAGUGCUUGAUCCCAUCCGUCAAUCUCCUGGAAGCGUCAAUAGACUGCAUGCCCUGGGAUGCGCCGCCGGCCAAUCUUGGUUCCGUCCGAGCUUGCGUUGGCUUUCUUGAGCCCAUGUGUCGAAAUCCGCCACUUCGGCGUCGGGCGCUCGUUGGCUGUGAACUGUGGCAUUGUUCCACUGAGGCAGUGUGUAUGGGGAAACGCUGCGCAGACACGGAGCCGAGUAGUUUCCCUCCUGCCUUUGAUCAUGUCACAAGUUGACGAACAUCAGGCCGAGAAACGAGACACCGAUGAAGCAACUCUCGAGCGCGAGAGGGCCAGCGGCAACAAGCUCUGGAGCGUCUACAUCUACGAGGCGCAAAAGUACGAUCAAGGCCUUAUCGAGGGCUGGCGCAGUGAGAUGGAUGGACUGUUGAUCUUCGCCGGUCUCUUCUCCGGUGUUGUGACGACAUUCAUCAUCGACAGCUACAAAACGCUGAACCCCGACUCGGGCAGCCAGACCGUCGUACUGCUCAGCCAGACCGUUGCACUCCUCAGCGAGAUCUCGUCCCAGCUUGCGAGCAUGAACAAUGCCACGGCGGUGGCAGAUGCACUACCUCCCCCCGCUGCCUUUUCGCCCCCGGUCUCAUCUCUCGUCUGCAACGCACUUUGGUUCGCCAGCCUCGGGCUCAGCUUGUCAAGCGCACUCGUUGCUACACUGGUCAAACAGUGGGCGCAGGAGUAUCAGCACCGCACAUCGAUGUUCUCCUCACCCUCUGUGCGGUCGCGUGUAUAUAUGUAUCUCUACUAUGGUUUGCGCCGCUUCAACAUGCACGCCGUUGUUGGCGUUCCUCCGCUUCUCCUGCACGGGGCACUCCUUCUGUUCUUUGCGGGUCUAGUCGCAUUUCUCGUGCCCAUCAAUAUCUUCAUUAUGGCCAUAAUAUCCGCCCUGCUACUUCUCUUCAUCUUGGUCUACGGAACAUUCACCGCACUCCCCUAUUUUUCUUCAACAGCCCGUACCAGACACCACUCACGCGAAUCCUCUGGUCGCUGAAUCAGAGCUUCCGAAGCGUGCUGAGGGCUUAUGUUCGAAACAGAGCGCCUCAGACCGACAGUGAGGCCCUCGCGGGAUCUCCGGUACCUGGAGACACUCGUCCUCAGAACCAGAGCAUGGUGGACGCCCUGAAAUGGGCAGCACUGCAUCGUCCUAGAGAGGCUGCUGUCAAGACCGAGACUCGGGCUGUUGCUUGGACCAUGCGCGCUCUCUCUGACGAUCUUGAAUUUGGGCCAUUUGUUGAGAGUCUUGCCGAAACGCUGUGGGACUUUGAUAUAGCGAAGCCACGUAGCGUAUAUCAGGCGCAUUUCGAGAAUCUAUUGCGGGAUCCGCAAGUCCAUCUCUGCCAGCGACUUGCGGAUUUUAUGGCUGGCUCCAACAGUAAUCUGCUCGACCCCAAGGAACGCGUCCGCCGCCAGCUCUCCGUACUUCGGGCCAUCUGGGCGAUCUGUGCUUUCUCUCUUCACAUAGGGUCGCCUUUAAGAAGUCCAAUUGGAGACGCCGAUGUCGACAACGCGCUGCUCGGCUCGAAAUUUUGUCAUUCCGACGAAGUGCAGAGCAUGCUUCCCGACGUGUCCGCUCUGAUCCGUCUGAACACGAUUGAGUCUCAGAGCCGGGAACACGCCCCCACAGAAAAAAGCAACUCCGACGGUGACAUCCGCGCCGAAGCGAAGAAGCGACGACAAGCAGACAUGCAUCGCACGUACGCGCAGUAUCUGGUGGCACUUUCCAAAUGCGCUGCCAGCUUUCAACGAGAUGUGACCAACUCACUGUUCCACCAGUCACAAAUGCUCUUCAAAGUCGCGGAUGGCUACAUCAAUCUGCAUUGGAGUCUCCAAUUGGUGAUCCGUUCAGCAUCGGACGAGACAGCGGACAAUCUCGUUUUUGCUGCUCGCCAGAUCAUCACCCCGUUUGCCCAGACAUCGGACUAUCCAUGGUGGCUGAAUUUGUUCGGUCUUGGGCCGUUCCUGGUCCGGCAUCCAUCCCUGAUUGCCUCCGACCCAAAGUCCGACUUACAGCCUGCUUCGAAGUAUCACUACACCCGAUACUUGUGCCACACUCUAUGCGAGAACUUGGAGCGGCGAUUAGAUCUCCCGGAAUCUGUCGACGCCCUCCAGCUGAUUUAUCGGCAUUUGCUCCAGUUUGACGAGCCACCAAGAGACCUGGUAACCCAUCUUUUGGUCCUCCGCACUCUGCAGAAUGAAACCGCCGACAUCCGCACACAUCGUUUGGUUGCCAUCGUCCAGUUUGUUGUGCUCAGAUGUUUCUUGCUGGAUUCGUCGGAAUUGGGGGAUAUGUCGGAAUGGGAGAAAUUACCAAGUAUCUUCGACGACAAGGACUGGUUCCGCGCCGUGAUCGGUCUUGACAACGAGAAACGGACGGAGCGGGCAUUGGCACGGCAAAUCUAUGACUGUGCUCAUGUGGGUGUUCUGACCACUUUCAUCGAGCAUUGUACCACUGGCACCUGGAGUCCGGAUCAAAUAGAGCAGGACCUGAACUUGGAGACGUUCAAAUUGAUACCCUACGCAUUCACCCACAUUUCUUCGAUGAUCCCUACUGAACUGCAACAUCGUUUCGCCGACGCGGCCUCUGCUUUCAUCCGCAAAUAUCCGAAGGACUGUCUUCUGGGUGUGGAUGACUUGUACUCAGUGCUUCACUGGGCCGUCAAGGAGGAUGUUGGGUGGAUCACCGAUGUUGAUGCAUUGCAGGUCCUGGACGCGGCUGUGUCGGAGGUGCAGACAGACAAUCAGCAGGAAUCACACCAGAGACAUGCUGAAUGGAUCCGUGUGCAGAUGCAGAAGCGGCUCCUUCUCCCCGAGAUCAUUUUUGCUGCCUUGAUCUCGCUCAUGAGUGACGGAGAGUGAAGGAAUCAUCGGUCUUCACCCCUCUUACGGAAAGGCAGAACACAAAUUGGAGAAACCGCUACCCGGAAGGUCCCUGAGGAAAAAGAUGUAGAUGGCACUGCACAGUCAGUCACAGUAGAUAAUCAUUUUCUACAAUACAAUCCCAAAUCAUUUCACCUCCAGUAAAAUAGCUAUGGAAGUCAGCCAAAGGGUGAACUAUAUACUCUGUCUUGAGCAACACUGUUCCCUGAGGAAGCUUUGCUGAUGAAGCAGAUCAACAUACUCCUCCAAUGUUUCUGGAGGACGAGCAUGGGCGAUGGAUGAAGCCACUCAUAUUGGAUCGUCAGAUAGCUCCCAACAGCGAUGAUGACUCUUUUCGUGCCAUAACUUCAGAUGGCUCUAUCCAGCGGGGGCGGGGCCGAGGCCAGGUAUAUUCAUCAGGGUAUCUAGUCGUGGGAAAUAAAG
Messenger RNA from Mycena citricolor, 4074 nucleotides. The record is from the annotation of a GenBank genome assembly. Lineage: Eukaryota; Fungi; Basidiomycota; Agaricomycetes; Agaricales; Mycenaceae.